GAAAAAAAAAAAAAAAAAAAAAGGAAGCAAAAGUUGAAAACAACAAAAAAGAACCCAGAGUACACUGCAAAAGGCUGCUGGGCCCGGCAGUGGCCCCUUGUAGCCCUUCGAGGGUGUCACGGACUGAUGGGAGCCCUGUGCCAUGAAACUGUCUUUGUUGGGAAGAUAAACAGGAGAAACUGCUUGGGCAACGCUGAGAGCAAGUAAAGGGAAAUGAUGCUGGGCAUUAUGCUUCUGGAAAUGACAGUAAAAUGUCUCACAGAAACUAACUUCUUUCUGGUUCUGUUUCCCCUCCCUACCAAAAUGCUGUUUGCCUGGAAAAUUGAAACUCAGUUUAAACGCAGGUGACAAGGAAAUUGGGAUUUUGUAGGAGCUAUUACUGCAGCAAGUGCUGACCAAAGGCCAUGGAAGAGCUCAUGGCUUGGUUGUGUUUGCUUUCAGGCUCCUCCGGGAAAGGUGGAAGAGGUGGUAAAAUUUGCUAUUGAUGCAGGCUACCGCCUCUUUGACUGUGCCUAUUUCUACCAGAAUGAAAAUGAAAUAGGUAAUGCAAUCCAGCAGAAGAUCAAGGAGGGGGCUGUGAAACGGGAAGACCUCUUCAUUGUCACUAAGUUGUGGAACACAUUUCACGAGAGGCCCUUGGUUAAGGUAGCAUGCAAGAAGAGCCUCGCUGCACUGCAACUGGACUACCUUGACCUCUACCUGAUGCACUUCCCUAUGGGAUUCAAGGCUGGUGAAGAACUGCAUCCUGUGGAUGACAAGGGUAUGAGUAUUCCCAGUGAUGCAGAUUUUCUGGACACAUGGGAGGCCAUGGAAGAGCUGGUGGACUGUGGCCUGGUAAAAGCCAUUGGUAUCUCCAACUUUAACCAUGAGCAGAUUGAAAGAAUCUUGAACAAGCCGGCACUGAAAUACAAGCCGGUAAAUAACCAGAUUGAAUGUCAUCCAUACCUAACCCAGGAAAAGUUGAUCCAGUACUGUAAAUCCAAAGGGAUUGCUGUGACUGCGUACAGCCCCCUUGGUUCUCCUAACCGCCCAUGGGCCAAGCCAGGGGAGCCUGUGCUGCUGGAUGAUCCCAGGAUUAAAGAGAUUGCAGUUAGACAUUAUAAAAGCCCUGCACAGGUUCUGAUCCGGUUUCUUAUCCAAAGAGAUGUGAUUGUCAUUCCCAAGUCUGACAAACCACAACGUGUUGAGGAAAACAUCAAGGUGUUUGACUUUGAACUAUCUAAAAAGGAGAUGGAUGUAAUCUUCAGCUUUAACAGGAACUGGAGGGCAGUUCCAGUGCUCCCAGCUGUCAAUCACAAGGACUACCCAUUCAAAGCAGAAUAUUAAUGCCAGUGGUUUCUGCGAGACCUCUGUGUAAAUCCUUCCAGAUUAGAUUAUGUACUCUGGAGCUUGGUCUUGUUUUCUUCUUCUGUACUUGAGAAUCAUUACGAGCAGUUACUUGUGCUUUUUUAGGAGACCACUAGCUGGUAUAAGAAUGCAUCAGUAGGGAUGAGUCAUUUGUAAAGAUGGUUAACAGAAAUCUGGUUUUGAUUAACAGUAAAAAGACACUGUCUAUUCAUUUCCUUUUUUCCUUGUCUUCCUUAAUUAAAGACAUGUUUAACAAAAACCUGAUUAUUUAGAUGAUUCCUUAUAUGUUAUUUCCAGUGCGGUCAGUCAUACUGGCUUAUAAGUUGUUGUCAAGGAAUGGUCUGUUUAAUUACUUUGCUUUUUACAUAUUUGUGAUUUUUUUAUAGUGUAAAUCUCUAAUGCCUUAACAUUUUAUAUUAAUAAAGUUUGAAUAACAACAAAACUUAA
Messenger RNA from Athene cunicularia (burrowing owl), 1794 nucleotides. Its product is annotated as aldo-keto reductase family 1 member B10-like. Gene Ontology annotation, molecular function: aldose reductase (NADPH) activity. The record is from RefSeq and is a predicted model, not a curated record. NCBI's taxonomy places the organism in Eukaryota, Metazoa, Chordata, Aves, Strigiformes, Strigidae. Gene Ontology annotation, cellular component: cytosol. Bases 703 to 1326 code for a protein of 207 amino acids. The transcript has 9 exons.